This is a messenger RNA of Mucor velutinosus, 1497 nucleotides long. RefSeq lists its product as uncharacterized. Gene Ontology annotation, molecular function: RNA binding. The record is from RefSeq and is a predicted model, not a curated record. Bases 1 to 1497 code for a protein of 498 amino acids. The transcript has a single exon. NCBI's taxonomy places the organism in Eukaryota, Fungi, Mucoromycota, Mucoromycetes, Mucorales, Mucoraceae.
AUGGCUCUUCCCGAUAAACAAACAUUGCCUAAAGGACGAGAUCCUAAAGGAGGAAAAGUCACGGAUUCUCACCACAACGCCACCAAACAAAAGGAUCCUAUGCGGUCAUAUGCACAAAUCCUGAAGUCGGAUCAAACCAGGGACACAUUUGAUCUGACAUCUCGCAACUCUGACGAGCUGGGCCAGCUCACCGAGGGGGGACAACUAUUCCUUCACGCCAGGGACAAGAACUCUGUGAUCAUCUCGACCGAGCAAUUCCUUGCAUUGCAGGUUUAUUUCAAGGAUCUUGCCAUAGUACUUCGUAGUCAGUUCACGGAUGCCUUGGGUCUUUGCAUCCGUAACGUCAGUCAAACCACCAAGUACUUUGAAAUCAAUUUUCGCACUGCUGAAGCCAGGGAGGCCGCCCUGAAGAAAGAGUUUACCUAUGAAGGAAAGCAAGUCAUUGUCAGCCGUACCUAUUCUAAGGACGCUACCAUUGUUCGGGUUAGUGUAAGCAAUCUACCUUAUGAAGACGAGGAGACGCUGAAGGAUGCAAUGUCAACAAUUUUUGGUAAAUAUGGAGAAAUCUUGGAGAUGGGUCUGCUCCAUACUGUGCAUGGGCACUUCUUUACUGGUAGAGGUUUCGUCACUUUGAAUCUCAUUCCUGGUAAAGAGUAUGCACCUCUGGUACCUCAAAUUAACUCUUGGGAAUCUGGUGAAACUCUCAAGAUUACCUACACUGGUAUGAAGCCUACCUGUAGUCGUUGUCAUGUCACUGAUCAUGUCUUUGGCAACUGUCCUGUCAUGAGUCAACGAGUGAAGCACUGUCAUAUCUGCAGUAGUCCUAAUCACUUACAAGCCACAUGUCCGGGCGCAUGGUGGAAUCAACGCAAGAAGGCUGCCAAGUUGAACACAACACACACAUCACCACAUCAGUCGAAGGCUACUGACAAGGAGGCAGCGCCUGCAGUACUUACACCUGCUAAGGCAGAUGUGAGUACUUCUGACAAGUCGAAGGUUACUAAACUCUUCAUUACAGAUAUCAUCCCAACAUCUUCUCAAGAAUCAACCAUCAUCACCAAUUCCAAUACCACGGAAUCCUCUUCUACUGUUGAAGAGACAGCACCCAUUCCAUCUAGUGAUGAGGAUGGAAAGGACGUCGCUGACACUGGGGAGGAGCUCACCAAGGCGGUUGAAGCGGGUGAUUCUGAACAAGAGAGUUCAACGGUUAUUCAGGAGCAACAGGGCGACGCUCCGGAAGAUGAUCUUAAUGAUGAGAUGGAUGGUGACGACGACGUCGAUGAUAGCGAUAUCAACAUGGAGGAAGCGGCCAAGGAGGCGGCAAGCAGCUCUAUACCUCUGGAUGAGGUUCUCCAGAAGAUGAGGCGCCAGCUCAGGCUUCAACGUCGCAAGGCCAAGCAAUUGCACAAGGACAACAAGGACAAAGCAUCGCGCCCUCGUCACGGUGGAAUGGCUUCGAAGAAGAAGGCUUCUACCAACCCCUCAUCACGUCAAUAA